AUGCCUGCCACUCUCUUGGUCUUGUUCUUGUUGCCAUCCAAGCUCUUGCGCGAGCGCACGCGCCAUCAAGCUGGCAUUUUCCUCCAGGUCGUCGCUCCAAACCCUCACCGCGGCUGGAGCGCUGUUGUGAAAGAGAAGUUAGCAGAACUUCUCAAAUUCAAUGCGGCACGUGAUGGCGAGAGGGGUGGCUACGAUGUGAGGGAGUCCCUGGAUCUCGGGUCCGAGCAGGACACGGUCACUCCGAAUCUCUGGGUGCCCGAGGCAGACCUGCCGGGCUUCCGCGAGUUCAUGGGCGACUUUUACGAGCAGUGCCAUUCGAUGCACAUCCUGCUCCUCGAGGCCGUUGCGCUGUCCUUUUCCCUCGAUCCGCAGUGCCUCGCGCGUCAAUGCCAGAAGGACAAGACACACAACCCAAGCGAGCUGCGGCUCAACCACUACCCAGCCACCCGCGCGGCUUCUCUGGCAGCCGGCAAUAAGACGAUGCGUAUCUCACCGCAUACCGACUUUGGUCUGAUCACUCUACCAAAACCUCCAUGCUCACGGGUCUCCUCUUGCUAA
This is a messenger RNA of Colletotrichum fioriniae, 558 nucleotides long. The record is from RefSeq and is a predicted model, not a curated record. Lineage: Eukaryota; Fungi; Ascomycota; Sordariomycetes; Glomerellales; Glomerellaceae.